AUGGUGCUCUCUCCUCGAAUAAUAAAAUGGCUUGUGGCCCGAGCACGAGCCGGAGCCCCAGCAGUGUGCCAGAAAUUUCAACCCCAACGGGAGCCCAGCCUGGAGAACAGAAGAGAAGUGCGCUGCGCUGCGCGGCGGUGGGUUGGAUUCCUCUUCGACCCCUGGGGCGAGGAUGUCGCCAGGCUGCAGCUGUUCCAGCUCUUCGAGGGACCGCAGACGGGACUCUGGACUCUCUCUCCCCUGCAUUCGCAUGCAUCCGCUUGGCUGGGAACCAGUCAAACUUUUAUGGCCCCUCCUCAAGGUUUGAGCAGCGUCGUAAAGACCCAAACCUAUGUGGCCUGUCCCUUAAAUAUUAUCGGCAUAAUCAGCAUUAUAGUAUAGUAGACAGUGGGCAUAGAUAGAUUUAGCUUGGCUUUUACUAUGCAUCUGUGCAUUUUAUUUAUUAAUUAAUAACAGGCAUCCUUGUGUCCCCGACUAACUGACCGCCUGACUAAGCCGCAGAUCAACUCAACGAACAGCUUAGUUUUUCCAACAAAGUCUCCCACUAAGAACGACCAUCCGCAGCAGGGGUCUCGUAUUUUGAAUUGUGAGAACACAAUUCGAUUCCGAAGAUAGUUCAACCAAUUGCUCAUUUUUGUGUUGCUUAGUUCCGAAAUAACUCAGUAUUGUUUAAUGAAAAUUGGUCCGCUGUAUCGUACAACUUAGAAGCGAUAGAAACGAAACAUAGAAGUGUGGUGGAGAAAGAGGAGGCAGGGUGAGAGAGUGUAAAAUGGGAAACACACACAUUUCUUGGAGAUAUUUAUAUAGGGGAUGGUCGCACGACGAGGGUACAGGUAUACAAGGUAAGGGUAAGACAAUACAACUACACCGAAAAGCAUAAUAAGUAGUUCGAACGGCUCUCUCCACUGCU
Molecule: messenger RNA, 910 nt
Organism: Drosophila obscura
Lineage: Eukaryota; Metazoa; Arthropoda; Insecta; Diptera; Drosophilidae
Exons: 4
Coding region: 1-381 (126 amino acids)
Source: RefSeq, a predicted model, not a curated record